Molecule: messenger RNA, 918 nt
Organism: Tetrahymena thermophila SB210
Lineage: Eukaryota; Ciliophora; Oligohymenophorea; Hymenostomatida; Tetrahymenidae
Product: UbiE/COQ5 methyltransferase
Exons: 1
Molecular function (GO): S-adenosylmethionine-dependent methyltransferase activity
Source: RefSeq, a predicted model, not a curated record
AUGUAUACUUAUAUCAACAAGCUUAAGAUAAAUAAGUUCUUGUCUUUAUGUAAAAAUAACUCAUAUAAUUUUUGUAUUAAGGGUAAGUCUAUUGAAGAGAUCAAGAAAUAUUGGGAUGAAAAUUCAGAUAACUAUCUUAGUUAAGAUUCUGGUGCUAAUGGAUUUUACUAUACAUUAAUUAAUAUGUUGAAAAUAGAGAAGAGAAUGAAUAUUUUGGAAGUAGGUGCUGGUGGAGGUUUUCUUUAUAAUCAUUCCUUAAAUAGAAAGCAUCCCAAUUCAAAUUAUUAUGCAACUGAUCUUUCAGAUUCUAUGCUAGGCAUAUUAUGUAAAAGAAUUGGAGUUGAAUAUAAGCCUAAUUAGUUAAUUACUAUUCCAAAUUACAAUUUACACAUAGAAAAAGCAAAUGGUGAAAAAUUACAUUAUAAAAAUGAAAUGUUUGACUGCUACAUUGCUAAUUUAUGUUUGUAAAUUACUACAAAUCCUGAAAAAAUGAUUUAAGAAGCUAAUAGAGUUUUAUAACCAGGAGGAUAUGCUGGUUUUACAGUCUGGGGUGACAAGCAAAGGUCUAGAUUUUUUACUUUAGUACCUUCUAUACUUCAUAGAUAAUUUGGCAUAAAACUUCCAAAAGUUAGAAGCAACUUUCAUUUAAAUGAUAAAUAGAAGUUAAUUAAUAUGCUUGAACAAUUUGGAUUCACUAAUAUUGUAUGUUGGAAUUAGUUUUAACCGUUUCCUUAUGUAGACAAAGAUGAUAUUCAAACAUUAUUCACUCAUCCUAUCGUUAAGGACUCUCUAGCUGAAUGCGGAGAUAAGAAAGAGGAAGUAAAAUAAGCUUUGCUUGAAGCUUUUGAAAAUAUAUUAUUGCAUGAAAGAGAGCCAGUAGGUUUAGACGGGUUGAUGAUUAUAGCAAAAAAGAAAUGA